Messenger RNA from Phacochoerus africanus (Common warthog), 2733 nucleotides. It is a transcript of the gene CHKA, whose product is annotated as choline kinase alpha. Gene Ontology annotation, cellular component: cytoplasm. The coding region runs from base 225 to 1580 and encodes 451 amino acids. The transcript has 12 exons. The record is from RefSeq and is a predicted model, not a curated record. NCBI's taxonomy places the organism in Eukaryota, Metazoa, Chordata, Mammalia, Artiodactyla, Suidae. Gene Ontology annotation, biological process: CDP-choline pathway; phosphatidylethanolamine biosynthetic process. Gene Ontology annotation, molecular function: ethanolamine kinase activity; choline kinase activity.
UGCGGCGGCGGUAUAGGAGCGAGCGCCACGGCGAGCAGGUCCAGCCGAGAGCUACCGCCGUCCGCCGCUCGCUGCCUCCGCACCGCCGCCGCCCCCGGCCUGCCCGUCAGCGAGCGGGUGAGCGGCCUCCACGCUCGGCCUCCGGGAGGGGGCCGUCCGGCCGGACCCUGAGCCUCGCCCUCUCUCGCUGCGGCCGACCGCGCCUCCUCGGCCGCCUGCCCGGCAUGAAGACCAAGUUCUGCAACGGGGGCGAGGCGGAGCCCUCGCCGCUCGGGCUGCUGCUGAGCUGCGGCAGCGGCAGCGCGGCCCCGGCGCCCGGCGUGGGGCAGCAGCGCGACGCCGCCAGUGACCUGGAGCCCAAGCAGCUGGGCGGGCGGCAGCCGCCGCUCGCGCUGCCCCCGCCGCCGCCGCCGCUGCCGCUGCCCCCGCCGCCGCCGCCGGCGGACGAGCAGCCCGAGCCCCGGACGCGGCGCAGGGCCUAUCUGUGGUGCAAGGAGUUCCUGCCCGGCGCCUGGCGGGGCCUCCGCGAGGACCAGUUCCACAUCAGUGUCAUCAGAGGUGGCCUCAGUAACAUGCUGUUCCAGUGCUCCCUACCCGACACUCUGGCCACCGUUGGUGACGAGCCUCGGAAAGUGCUCCUGCGGCUGUACGGGGCGAUUUUAAAGAUGAGGUCCUGUAAUAAGGAGGGAUCCGAACAAGCUCAGAAAGAAAAUGAAUUUCAAGGCGCCGAGGCCAUGGUUCUGGAGAGCGUCAUGUUUGCCAUCCUCGCGGAGAGGUCGCUGGGGCCGAAGCUCUUCGGCAUCUUCCCCCAAGGCCGCCUGGAGCAGUUCAUCCCGAGCCGGCGGCUAGAAACCGAAGAGCUGAGUCUGCCGGAUAUUUCUGCAGAAAUAGCCGAGAAAAUGGCACGGUUUCAUGGCAUGAAGAUGCCGUUCAAUAAGGAACCAAAGUGGCUUUUUGGAACAAUGGAAAAGUACCUGAACCAAGUGCUGAGGAUUAAGUUUCCCGGGGAGUCCAAAGCCAAGCCGCUCCGCAGGUUCCUCAGUUACAAUCUGCCUUUGGAGCUGGAACGCCUGCGGUCCUUACUUGAAUCCACUCCAUCGCCAGUCGUGUUUUGUCACAACGACUGUCAGGAAGGCAACAUCCUGCUGCUGGAAGGCAGGGAGAAUUCCGAGAAGCAGAAACUCAUGCUCAUCGACUUCGAGUACAGCAGCUACAACUACAGGGGAUUCGACAUUGGGAACCAUUUCUGCGAAUGGAUGUACGACUAUAACUACGAGAAGUACCCUUUCUUCAGAGCCAACAUGCUGAAGUACCCGUCCAGGAAGCAGCAGCUCCAUUUUAUUUCCAAUUACUUGGCCGCAUUCCAACACGAGUCUGAAGACCCCAGCGACGAGCAGAGGUCCGCGAUCGAAGAAGGCAUGUUGCUUGAGGUCAACAGGUUUGCCCUUGCGUCCCAUUUCUUCUGGGGACUUUGGUCCAUCGUACAGGCCAAGAUUUCAUCCAUUGAAUUUGGGUACAUGGAGUACGCCCAAGCCAGGUUCGAGGCCUAUUUCGACCAGAAGAGGAAGCUGGGGGUGUGACCUGGGAGGCCUCGUGCCCCUCCCCCCUGGACUGCGUGGGGGCGGCUGAGCCUGCGGGGUCGCUCUGUGCUCCGACUACUGCACCUGCGGCAAGAAGGCUCGGACGGCUCGCCGCCCACACAGAUGUGUGCGCGACCAAGCCUGUAUUAAAUGGCGUAACAAUUAUUUCCUGUCUCGUGUGCGGCUUCACUAGGACCCUGGCACGAAUCGGGAAGCAGAGUCAGAGCACACUAGUGCAGUAGUGCAACAGCUCAGACUCCUCACCCAGAGGAGGCGCUCCUGGGUCGGGCAGACCUGGCAGACCUGGCAGACGGCAGGAGCGGAGUCGUGCUGCAGGUGCCUCGUCUGCUUGAGGACCGUUCAAGGACUUGAACGAACGUGCAGGCGAACGCCACUGACCAGGCUCUCCGGGUGUAGACGCCGCUCGCCCCCGCAGGCAGGCAGCGAGGGGCACACAGACUGACGCUGCUCCGCGGCCUGCCGGGGUCCCCCGCAGCUGCUCGCUCUCCUCGGUCGGGGGCGGAUGCAGACCGCCGGCGGUGCGGGCGCCACUGCCGCCUGCGCGGGAGGGAUGGACGGAUGGACGCGGCUCUUCGGCGCCUGUCUCUCUGUUCCGUUAUGCGGGCGACUCGCCUCAGCUGGACGCAAGCCCUGCCUGCCCUCCAGCGGGAUGUGCUCUAGAACCCCGCCUUCGGGGCAGGCAGCGCCCUGGGGCGCGUGGACUCCUGCCCCUGUGCCACCUGCAUUCCUUCCGCUUUGUCCUGCUCUCUGCAGCCUCCCCUCCACCUCUGCUCAGCCCGGAGCAGGGGGUCCUGUGACAGCGCUGGCGGCCCGCCCCGGGGCAUCGGCCCGCCCCAGGGCCCCUCAGAAGCCUCCCGCUGCCCCUGGCGCUGGGGCCCUGGUGUGCCCGGCGGCCCUGGGUGGCCAGCUGUCGCUGCCCUCGCCGCUCCCUGAGGUCCCGCACGUGGUCAUGUGGCAGCCUGGAUGUGGACUGUGGGGUCUGGGUGGGGGGUAACUGUGAAAUCCAUGUUCUGUGAAUGUUCUCCUUUCCUUUUUUUUACUCUUAUUUGGAUUGUUUUCUGUGCAUACAUUUCUGCUACCACAGACUGUACUAUAUAAACAAUAAAAAAAUAAAAGCCCAUCCUUGCUGUCA